This is a messenger RNA of Pseudopodoces humilis (Tibetan ground-tit), 516 nucleotides long. RefSeq names its product C-C motif chemokine 5-like. The record is from RefSeq and is a predicted model, not a curated record. NCBI's taxonomy places the organism in Eukaryota, Metazoa, Chordata, Aves, Passeriformes, Paridae. Gene Ontology annotation, molecular function: chemokine activity. Gene Ontology annotation, cellular component: extracellular region. Gene Ontology annotation, biological process: immune response.
AGGCAGAGCAGCAUCCUGUGAGGAACAGCCCUCCCAGAGCCACCAUGCUCACUGCAAGGACAGUCCUGCUGCUCGUGAUGCUCCUCACCCUCUCCCCAUGCUCUGAUGCAGCCCCUUAUGCUCCAACCGAGUGCUGCUUCGACUACGUAAAGGGCCCUCUCCGGCUGGACAACCUCGUGGGCUUCUACUCAACUCCCAGGGAAUGUUUUUUCCCAGCAAUUGUGUUUGAGACCAAGAAAGGAGCCAAGGUCUGUGCAAACCCAGAGGAGAACUGGGUGAAGAGAGCAGUUAGAACGCUUAUAAAAAAGCAAGGACUUCGUGCCCCGUGAUGUGGAGUGGGUGCCCUGGUUCAGGCUACCCAACAUCCUGGUGGGAAGGGAGGUUUACAGUCACCCUCUCAGAAGGGGCCAUGGAUGUUCCAGCUGCUGGGAGAGGGCUCCCAGAGCCCUGCGCUGCGUCCACAGCCCAGCACCAGAUCCUGGAAUGCUGCUGGCCCUGCCAGCACCUGCCUGCUGA